UUUGUAACACUUUCUAUGAUGUUAAUGAGACCUCAGAUUGCAGAAGGUUUUUAGAAAUCAUUCUUGUAAUGUCAUAUAAUAACAAAGAUACAACAUUUUGCCUGCAACAAGCUGUCAGGAUUUCUGCCCAUUUGUGAUCUCACGAAUAUACAAUACUUAGACCCUUGACCCAAUUUUAAACGUAAACAUUCUAAAUGUGUCCCAGUUUAUUCCUGGUAUGUGAAUGUCACAUGGACCCAAGCUAUUGCCUAGCAACACAAUUUUAUUGUGAUUCCAUUAAAAUGCAAAUUGAUUUUUUCUUAUAGAUGAGAACAAUGAUCUCACCAAAUUUCAUCAAGAGCUUUUUCGAAACUCUGGCAAGCGUUUGGGGGCGCUAUGGAGCCCGCUGGCCACGCCCAAGCCCAAUCACUCCAAACUCCAGCCACUUUGGCGAAAGGCGCUUUUUCGCCGCCACGCCACGGCAACAUAGUUUCAUAAAAACUGAAGCUUUUAGCAACCUUUUAUCACAAAGAUCUUAAGAUAAUACCGACCACUGCUCAGGCCCUAAUAUUAAUUCUACAUAAACAUUUUUCACCAUUUUCUGACAUUUUACAGACCAAACAACUAAUCGAUUAAUCAAAAUAAUCAACAGAUUAAUCAACAAAGAAAAUGAUCAUUGGUUGCAGCCCUAAACUCAAGGUUCAUUUAACAUUCCAGAAAACUCCAUUUGCUGAUGAAGACCAUGAGAUGUGGUUGAAAGCUCAUGAAAAAGCUAAAAAGUGGACCUUGAGUUCAGAUUAUUUUGUCAAAUUACUGAACCCAAAUUCAAGAAUUGAUUUUUAUUUUUUAUUAAAUUUAAAUGGUGCUGCAUUUACAACACGUAACUGGUAAUUUAAUUCACCUAAUCCAGUUUGUUGGAAAUGUGCCAAUCAAUUGUGUGUGGUCUCCCAGGCGUCAAUGGCUUGAAUCAGCUGGUGGAAGAUAUCAUCUCAUCUUUAGUAACCUGACACUGAGGCACAUGAGUGGCAUGUGCAUGCCAAGAGAGGCCUGUGAAAUAUUCAUGAGUAGAAAGGCCAAGAGCACAGUGCACACUGAGCCGCCGUAACAGGUGCACAGGUGCAGAGCUAUGGGGACUGUUGAGGAAGCUUUAAAGUGUCCCGUCUGCCAGGACGUCUUCACAGGUCCUGUGACGCUGCCGUGCGGACAUGACUUCUGUCUCACCUGUAUCCAGGCUGUCUGGGAAACAGAUGGGUCUGGUGCGGGUCCUCUCUUCUGUCCAGAGUGUCAGAUAUUCCUCCCCUCUGACCUCACUUUGGAGAUAAACACCAACCUUCAGACCAAAGUAAAGGACUUCAUCACUAGCAGGCUGUCAACAGCAGAGCUACGGACACCAUGCAGAGCAACCAAGUCAUCCUCAACUAUCCACUGUGACCACUGCAUAGAGACGCCAUCGGUGGCCAUCAGGACCUGUCUGACCUGUGACGCCUCACUGUGCGAGGCUCACGCCCAGCUGCACCAGCGGAGGUCCGCUCUGAGGGAGCACACCGUGGUGGAGGUGACGGGGGAUCCGCUGUCUCUGAAGUGCAGGGAGCACCGUGAUGAGCUCAAGCUCUUCUGUAUGGAGGAGCGGGUCCCUGUGUGCUGUCUGUGUGUCCUGGUUGGCACUCACAAGAACCAUAAAGCAUUUCAACUCCAUGAAGCCUGUGCCGACUUCAAGAGCAUGUUAGAGACCACCAUGAACCAACUGCUGAAGAGGAGAAGUGAAGCAGAACAUGCCAUCAGGGACUUGGAGUCAUUGUAUACCCAAACAGUGACUGAGGUAACGUGAAAACCGUGGUAACGCCUUUCGCCUCGCUCAGAGGCCAUCCUUAC
Messenger RNA from Sebastes umbrosus (honeycomb rockfish), 1851 nucleotides. RefSeq names its product E3 ubiquitin/ISG15 ligase TRIM25-like. Gene Ontology annotation, molecular function: zinc ion binding. The record is from RefSeq and is a predicted model, not a curated record. The coding region runs from base 1106 to 1807 and encodes 233 amino acids. Lineage: Eukaryota; Metazoa; Chordata; Actinopteri; Perciformes; Sebastidae. The transcript is spliced from 3 exons.